UAGAAAAGUCUGUGGAUCUUGGCUUCUUGGAGCCAGCUGGUACUUCCUGUUUGGAACGGCAGGGGGCGGGGCCACUCGGUCCUGCUUUCCCAUACAGUCACUGCGUUUAGUCACUGUCACUGGAGGAGCGCGGCAGCUUUAAGGAGGGGGCGUGGCUUUGUUUUGACCGCCGUGUCCAUCCGUGGACUUCUCAUUCGGCUGAUGAGCAGCCCCGUGGCUCGCGGGGAGGGGGGUGGCUCCCUGCUGCGCGUUCGCGUUUGGACUCGCCGGCCCGCUGACAGCGACCGGGAUUAUCGUUCUUACCGAGCAGCGACGGUCUCCCUGCGAAGAGUGUGAGAGAUCAUGCCCACCAGAAAACCGCCUCCCUGUCUUUGAAACCCCCCUGUCUGCCCUUGCUGCUCCUUUCUUUAUCACCACAUCCAGCUACAUCCACGCCCCCUUCUUCACCACAGCCAUCAUGCCCCCCAGAAAACGGACGAGGCCCGGCCUGGGCUUCCUCUGCUGCUUUGUCGGCAGUGAGCCUUUGGAGAUCAACCUGAAGGACAGCGUUCCCCUUCAGCUGCUGGAGUUUACUGCCCCAAUUCCACCUGCAGAGGAGCUGCAUGCACGAUUCUCUGAAUUGGUGGAUGAGCUGGACCUAACAGACAAGAACAGGGAGGCCAUGUUUGCCCUGCCUGAUGAGAAGAAAUGGCAAAUAUACUGCAGCAAGAAGAAGGAGCAAGAAGACCCCAACAAACUGGCCACCAGCUGGCCUGACUACUACAUAGACCGGAUCGACUCCAUGGCAGCUAUGCAGACAUUAUUUUCCUUUGAUGAGGAAGAAAUGGAAAUAAGGAACAAGGUAGUGGAAGAUCUGAAGACGGCACUUCGGACUCAACCAAUGAGGUUUGUCACGCGCUUCAUCGAACUCAACGGCCUCACCUGCCUCCUCAACUUCCUGCGCAGCAUGGACUGUGAGACCUCAGAGAGCCGGGUCCACACCUCCGUCAUCGGCUGCAUCAAGGCUCUGAUGAACAACUCCCAGGGCCGCGCGCACGUCCUGGUCCACCCUCAGAGCAUCAACACCAUCUCCCAAAGCCUGCGAACAGAAAACAUUAAGACCAAAGUAGCGGUGCUGGAGAUUCUUGGGGCGGUUUGCCUGGUACCUGAUGGACACAAAAAGGUGCUGCAAGCCAUGGGUCAUUACCAGAAAUAUGCUGCUGAGAGGACUCGCUUUCAGAGUCUGCUUAAUGAGUUGGACAAAAGCAAGGGGCGAUACAGAGAUGAGGUCAACUUGAAGACGGCCAUCAUGUCCUUCAUAAACGCUGUGCUGAAUGCUGGAGCUGGAGAGGACAGCCUGGAGUUUCGGCUCCACCUAAGGUAUGAGUUCCUGAUGUUGGGCAUUCAGCCGGUGAUCGAUAAGCUUCGAGGGCAUGAAAAUGCUACUCUGGACAGGCAUUUGGACUUCUUUGAGAUGGUACGGAAUGAAGAUGACUCAGAACUGGCAAAGAGAUUUGAUAUGACCCACGUUAACACAAAAAGUGCAGGUACCAUGUUUGAAGUGAUCAAAAAGAAACUGAGCCACACAGAAGCCUACCCACAUCUCCUUUCCCUCCUUCAGCACUGCCUUCAGAUUCCAUAUAGACGCGGGAGUCUGCAGUACUGGCAGCUUUUAGACAAAAUCCUCCAGCAAAUAGUCAUGCAGGACGACAUGGGAGAGGACCCCGAUGCUGCACCUUUGGACAACUUCAAUAUUAAAAACAUCAUUCGCAUGUUGGUCAAUGAAAAUGAGGUUAAACUGUGGCGAGAGCAGGCAGAGAAGUUCAGGAAAGAACACGCAGAAUUACAAGCUAAACUGGACAGGAAAGAGCGAGAGUGUCAUACUAAGACUCAAGAAAAGGAGGAGAUGAUGAAGACUUUGAAUAAGAUGAAGGACAAGUUGCAACGUGAAGGCAUAGAGCUGCGCUCUGCCAGGCAGCAAGUUCUGGACCUGUCAUCUCGUGUCAAUGACACAACACAUAGUCUAAAUGUAUUUGCAUCACCUCCACCCCCACCUGGCGCCCCCAUGGCUCCACCUCAGCAACAGAUGAUGGGUGGCAUGCCAUCACUUCUGCCAUUCAGCUGCCCUGCUCCUCCACCUCCUCCUCCACCUGGAGCACCCCCUCCUCCACCUGGAGCACCCCCUCCACCGCCUGGCGCUCCUCCUGUUUUUGGAAGCGUACCUCCUUUGAUGCCUUUGCCGUUUAUGUCUGGUAACACACCACGCUCAAAGUCCGUCCCCCAGCCUUCUCACCCGCUCAAAUCCUUCAACUGGACCAAACUUGGAGAGAAUAUGAUUUAUGGUACCAUUUGGAAUGACAUUGAUGACCUAAAAGCUUUUGAGAUUCUUGACCUGAAGGACAUAGAGAAGAUGUUCUCGGCAUAUCAGAGACAACAGGACCUGUUGACGAACCAGUCCUUCAAACAGAAAGACACCGGCUCUUUGGAUGACAUAUACACCAAUUCACGGAAAAUAAGAGAAUUGUCCGUGAUCGAUGGAAGACGUGCACAAAAUUGUGUCAUCCUGCUUUCAAAGUUGAAAAUGACAAAUGAAGAAAUCAAGAGGGCGAUAUUGGAGAUGGAUGAGAGAGAGGAGUUGUCUAAAGAUAUGUUGGAGCAGCUGCUAAAGUUUGUCCCUGAGAGGAGUGACAUGGAUCUGUUGGAGGAGCACAAGCAUGAGUUGGAGAGGAUGGCCCGGGCUGACCGCUUCCUCUUUGAAAUGAGCAGAAUUGACCACUACCAGCAGAGGCUACAGGCUCUAUUUUUUAAGAAAAAGUUUGCUGAGCGUCUUGCUGAAACAAAGCCCAAAGUUGAAGCUAUUCUGAUCGCAUCCAUGGAAGUCGUCCGAAGCAAACGGCUCACUCAGAUCCUUGAGGUCGUGCUGGCAUUCGGCAACUUCAUGAACAAGGGGCAGCGGGGUAAUGCGUACGGAUUUCGGGUGUCCAGCCUGAACAAGAUAGCAGACACCAAGUCCAGCAUAGACAGGAACAUCACCAUGCUGCAUUACUUGAUUAUGAUCUUUGAAAAAAACUACCCAGACAUCCUGCAUGUCCAACAGGACCUGAGCAAUGUGCCCGCAGCAGCCAAAGUCAAUUUGACAGAGCUGGAAAAAGAAGUGCACAGUAUCAAAAGAGGACUGAAAGCUCUGGAAGUGGAGUUGCAGUACCAGCAGAGCAGGCCAAAAGAACGUGGGGAUAAGUUUCUGGCGGUCAUUGGUGACUUCAUCACCGUAGCUGGCUUCAGCUUCUCUGAGCUAGAGGAUCAGCUGGCUGAAGCCAAAGACAAGUUUGCUAAAGCCCUGAAGCACUUUGGGGAGGAAGAGGGCCGGAUCCAGCCUGACGACUUCUUUGGGAUCUUUGACGCCUUCCUGCAGUCGUUCAGUGAAGCUCAGCAGGACCUGGAGAACAUGCAGCGUCGCAAAGCAGAGGAAAAAAAGAGAGCGCAAAUGGAGACUAUGCUGAAGGUGCAGAGGGAGAGGGAGCGCCGGGCCAAGAAAGGGGACGCUUCAGAGGAUGUUGGCGGGGAAUUCGAUGACCUGGUCUGUGCGUUGCGAUCAGGCGAGGUGUUCGAUAAAGACCUAAACAAAUUCAAACGUAACCGCAAGCGCUCUGUUAACCAGCUGGUGGACAGUGAUGGCCGUGAGCGAGCGGUCACCAAGAUGGACUGCUAGGAAGGGAAAAGGAGUCGGAAGAAGCGUCUUCAGCCCAGUUUCUAUUCCUGGAUCAGUCCUGACUGAAGCUGAAGAGAAUGUAUGCAAGCAGCUGGACGGACAGCCGUGCUGUCUGGGAGGACGGAAAGUCCACAUCCUGUCAGGGUCCUACGACAGAUUAUGCUAGACGUUGGAAAACCAUGAUGGUUGGAGUGGACAGAGCACUGUGAUGCAUUGCACCAUGUUAAUAAACUGUCCUGCUAACACUGUGUUCUAGGGUCUCCGUGUCAACGACUCACUGUGAGCCAUUCCCCUUUGGCCUCCUUUGCUUCUAAAAAACCUCUGGACUUUUGUGGUCCCACCUUUCAGCUCAUGCAAGCUCAUAAAGAAGUUCAGAGGAGGGACAAUAAAGCAUCCCAGGAAGUAGUUUCCAGUUGUGGCUCUAGAUGUUAUCUGGAAAAAACAGAAGUUUCAGCCCAAAAUGGAAUUUUAGAAGGUUCCAGCAGAGGAGUUCUGAUUCUGUUCUUCACAGUCCAGCGACAAAGUUCAGAUCCUUUCGGCUUUGCUUCGUCAUCGAGGAGUGCCAACGUCAAAAACCAGCUUCUUCAUCACUUCACUCCAAUUCCUUUAUAUUUGUAUUCAUGUCAAAAUCAGGUUCAUAAUUGUGUGUGUGUGUGGCCGUGCAUGUGCGUGCGUGUGUGUACGUGUGGCUGUGCGUGUGCGUGCAUGUGUGUGUGUGUGUGUGUGUGAGAGACACAGGUAUUUACAGAGAUGUAGUGGUGUGUAAAUUGUUGGGACUUUGUACACACUGCAUUUUGUGGUUGUUGCAGAAAGGUCACACUGCUGUUGGAGGUUUUCUACACAUUUUUGGUUUAAAAAAAAAAAAAAGACUUGUCUUUUUCUUCUUUGCACUGUAGCUUUUGUAGCUUUUCUGAACAACUUUCAUUGGAAUAACAGUGAAGUCAAUCCUGACGGCAGACAGACGUUGGUGUUCCACACAGUGAUAUCUUCAUCCGAUUCCCUUAGGGAACUAAAACUUGCUUCAGGAAACCAGAGAUGCGUUUUCAUUGAACAGGACGGAUGAUCCCAGCAGGUCACGAACUCAUCACCAUAGAACAUACCUGUUCAAAUUCAUGUAUGUGGCCGACUGAUUACAGUUUGAUUCCUUAGAGGUUUUCUCUAUUCAGUGAUGAUAUUUCCAACCAUUUGUAUUUGUAGGAAGACUCUCUGAAAGCUCCGAAACAGCCAAAGCCUUUGCUUGGCUGAGUCUAGUUCAGUUCGGCUCCGACAAGAACACAACUGUCAUGUUUGCCUUUUUCCUGCACAGAGGUUCCUGGUGCUUUUCAGCUCUAAAAAUGCCACUACUGAAGCAAUGAUCCCAGGACGUAGAUGUUAACGUACGCCUUCAAGUGCCUCUGAUUUGCCUCUGUCUUUACUCAAACCAGUUCUUCCCUCAGUUUUCCCCACAGACUAAUGAAAGGUUCACUCUGCGUUCAACUUUUUCGUUUAUUGAUCUUGUUUUUGGGUCUUCUUCAAACCACAUCAGGGUCAAUGGAACAGUUCCACUCUUUAAAUAUAGGCUGCACUUCAGGAAAUGAAGGAAAGUUUUUCUUUUAAACCUCACAUUGAAUUGACAUGAGUGCUUCUCCUUAACUCUGUGUUAGUAGGAUUUUCAAAUCUCUUUUCUUAAUAUCCGUCAUACUUUAUUUCUAUUUUUACAGCUUUACAGAGCUAAAUAUUCCUUGAGAAGUGUUGAAAAAUCAUCAGUAUUAUUUAAUAUUAGUCUCGUAACAAGUAUGUCAAUGUGGCCCUUGUCUGGAUGUUACUUGUAAAGAUGGGGUCAGCGUCAAGUAGCGGCUUGUAAAAUGCACUUUUAGGGUGAAAUGUUGCCAAAUGCACCGCUAAUUUUUGGAGCUUGUAGCUCUAAAAUCCUGUGGCACGAAAACAAGAGGAAGUGGAAACUAGACGACAGUCCAACGGAGCAGGAAGUGUUGAUGAUAAAAAGAAUGUCUGGGGGAAAAUCGUAGACAAGACGUUCAUUUCUGUUACAAACGUAUUUCUGCCAUUUCACUCAGAUCCGCAUGCCUGUUUGUUAGGAAGAGCAUCCUUUAAAAAUGUUGCUUGCAAAAAAGAGCACACCGGUUGUUUCUACAGUUUGUACUGCCUGAGAAAUAUUGCACCCGUUAUGUCAGGUUUUGUAACUGUGAGAUCCGUAUAUUUGUUGUUGAGAACAGAAUCUUUUACCAAAAGAAUGUACAGUUGGAAAAAUGCUCUUAUUUGCUUUAUUUAGUGUGCUAUAUUUUGUAAGUACACAUCUUAAAAGAAAAAGAAAUUAAAGAAUUAAACUGGUGGUCUGGGUAUUAUGGAUUAUUUUGGCAUUUCAGCACAUGUAUUCUUGCUUUUUUGUUGUUUUUUUUUGUCCGUUCAUCCGGUUUUUGGUAGAAUUACAAUAAACUUCUGGCCCAGAAAACA
Messenger RNA from Oryzias latipes (Japanese medaka), 6139 nucleotides. It is a transcript of the gene daam2, whose product is annotated as dishevelled associated activator of morphogenesis 2. The record is from RefSeq and is a predicted model, not a curated record. NCBI's taxonomy places the organism in Eukaryota, Metazoa, Chordata, Actinopteri, Beloniformes, Adrianichthyidae. Gene Ontology annotation, biological process: negative regulation of oligodendrocyte differentiation; regulation of non-canonical Wnt signaling pathway; positive regulation of canonical Wnt signaling pathway. Gene Ontology annotation, molecular function: actin binding; small GTPase binding.